Messenger RNA from Dibothriocephalus latus, 333 nucleotides. Lineage: Eukaryota; Metazoa; Platyhelminthes; Cestoda; Diphyllobothriidea; Diphyllobothriidae. The record is from the annotation of a GenBank genome assembly.
AUGUUGUGGACGGCCCUGUUUAUGACGUUUGAAGUCAAUUUCUCUUGCUCCUUCACAGUCUUCAGUCAGGACGAGCAAUCUUCCGAUGAAGAUGUGGAAGUCAUCGGUAACCAGGGCAUUCGUCUGCGUUGUUCUCGAAAGGUCAAGGGACAUCGUGACUUCUUGCAGAUUAAACUUGUACAGGAGAUGCAAAGCGAACACACCGGUGCCAUUUGGGCCAUGCGGGCAUCGCCCUGCGGUCGUUUGUUGGCGACCGCCGGACAUGACAGGAAUAUUCGGAUCUGGGUACUUCGCCAAUGGUACAGUUACUUCAAGGAGAUGCAACAGAUAUCA